Molecule: messenger RNA, 1015 nt
Organism: Lepisosteus oculatus (spotted gar)
Lineage: Eukaryota; Metazoa; Chordata; Actinopteri; Semionotiformes; Lepisosteidae
Gene: echdc1
Product: enoyl CoA hydratase domain containing 1
Biological process (GO): fatty acid beta-oxidation
Cellular component (GO): cytosol
Molecular function (GO): catalytic activity
Source: RefSeq, a predicted model, not a curated record
GACUUGUUUCUUGGGGGUUUGAGUUCUCUGUUACACAGGACCGGCGGAAAUCUUGCGAACGUUUCAGAAUGGCACUGCAGAAUAUUGGUAUUCGCCUCCUUCAGAAAACACAGAAUGUAUUAGUAGUGUUUCAGAAAAGGAGCAAGGCCAUCUACACAAAUGCCAGUUGUUUUAAUGAAGAAGAGAUCAAAGAAAAGCUUCAGGCAUUCCCAGGAGGAUCAGUUGACCUCAUCAAGCAGGACAGUGGCAUUGCAGUUCUUACUAUAAACAACCCCAAUCACAAGAAUGCAUUCACAGGUACAAUGAUGAUACAACUGAAGGACAGAAUUGAUCAACUUGAACAAUGGACAGAGGGAAAAGGUCUUAUUGUACAGGGAACAGCCAAUACUUUCUGUUCAGGUUCAGAUUUAAAUGCAGUCAGAGCACUAUCCAGUUGUCAGGAUGGGAUGAAGAUGUGCAUGUUCAUGCAGAACACGUUGACACAACUUCUGAGACUGCCUCUAAUAAGUGUGGCUCUAGUGGAGGGAAAAGCAUUAGGUGGUGGAGCAGAACUCACUACAGCCUGUGAUUUUAGGCUGAUGGCACCCGGGAGUGAAAUUCGAUUUGUUCAUAAGCACAUGGGUUUAGUCCCUGGCUGGGGAGGAGGAGCUAGGUUAGUCCGCAUUGUUGGAAGCCAAAAUGCCCUAAAAAUUUUGAGUACGGCAUGUAAAGUGGAUCAAGAUUUGGCACUUCAGACAAGAUUAGCAGAUGAUAUUCUGGUAUCUAAUGAAGAGGGAAGACCCUUGGAAGAUGCAUUGAAGUGGUUAAGUGAUUUCACCAAGGGACCAGCAGCUGUGAUCAGAUCAGUUAAAAAAGUGGUGCUGUCUGGGAGAGAACUGACCAGUGAUGAGGCCUUAAAAACAGAAAAAGAGGUCUUUGGAAGUGUGUGGGGUGGACCUGCCAACGUUGAAGCUUUAGCACAACGUCCAAAACACAAGUGACAUGAACCAAAUGAUUAAAACCAGCUUGACAAAUA